Hansenula anomala is the source of this 696-nucleotide messenger RNA. RefSeq names its product Yip5p (gene YIP5). NCBI's taxonomy places the organism in Eukaryota, Fungi, Ascomycota, Saccharomycetes, Phaffomycetales, Wickerhamomycetaceae. The transcript has a single exon. The coding region runs from base 1 to 696 and encodes 231 amino acids. Gene Ontology annotation, biological process: vesicle-mediated transport. Gene Ontology annotation, cellular component: Golgi apparatus; membrane. Gene Ontology annotation, molecular function: small GTPase binding. The record is from RefSeq and is a predicted model, not a curated record.
AUGGUUCCAAAUAAUUUUGAAGGUGGAUUAUUUUCAAUAAAUCAUUAUAGAAGAUAUUUCAAUAUAAACACUACUGAUUUUUUCAUAAAUGUUAUUAGAUCAAUAAAUGUCGUUCAAAAAUUUGAAGAUCAAGAGGAAGAAAUUGGUGAUUUAUAUGGACCAAUUUGGGUUACUGCAACUGUUUGCUUUAUAUUAUUUUUUUCCAAUACAAGUUCUAAUUUAUUGAAAAGUUGGUUGAUUGGUGGUGAUGAUAAGUAUCAAUAUAAUUUCAGUUUGUUGACUGGUGCAAUAAGUUUGUUAUAUGGAUAUACUGUUUUGAUUCCAUUUAUUUUUUAUAUGAUUAGUGUUUUUUAUUUCAAAUUGACUAAAUUUUUCACAUUGAGUAAGAUUAUAUCAAUUUAUGGAUAUGCUAAUUCAGUUUGGAUACCUUCAGCUAUUUUUGGCGUGUUAAGAGGGUUAUUAGUUAAUCAUAGUGUUUUGAAUGGGAUUUUAAAAUGGGUUAUUGUUUUAAUUGGUGGGAUUGUUAGUGCAGUUAGUAUUGGAUUAAAAGUUUAUCCAGUUUUGAAAAAUUCUACAAUUAUCGUUGGUAAUGAGAAAUUAUCAUUUGGAUUAAUGGGUUGUCUAGCUAUUGCUCAUUUGGGGUUCAUUAUUGCCAUCAAAGUUUUAUUCUUUGGUGAUUUGAAAGUUGUCAAUUGA